CAGUGUUACUGCCAAAAAGACGAUUUAAUUCUCACUGACAUACUAAGAUAUGGAAUUGUCAGAUGACAUAGCAAUGAUACCUUGCCCAGACCCGUACCACUGUCCUUGUCAUAUGGAGACCUUGACCUGGAUUGAUCAAUUGUUUGUCUACAAAGAACAACAUCUGGACGAAUGUUUUAAUGAAGUUUGCUGUGGAAUAAACUCUAACAACAGAUAUAAGGUGAAGGAUGACAUCGGGAACAAUGUUUUUAGUAUUCUUGAGGACAGCGAUUAUUGUAGCAGGCAACUCAAUAGAGAAUUCAUAAUGAAUGUUAUUAAUCACUCAAAUCAAGAGAUCAUCAGACUGGUCCACCCGUAUGCUUGCAGCACCUUCAGUCAUGAGCUGGAAGUUCAGUCUCCACCAGGCGUUGCCAUUGGACAUGUUCGGCAAAACUGGCAUGUUUGCCUACCUAAAUUGACUGUUGAGAAUGAACGAGGUGAACCGGCAUUUAAGAUUGUGGGGCCUUGUGUGGCCUUCUUCACAGAUGAGAACUUUGAGCUGGUGUCUUUGAAUGGGGCAGCGAUAGACAGACCAUUUGGCAAGAUCUUCAAACCCUUCUCAUGCUGUGGACUAAAUGCAGGUGCAGAUUUUGUAGUGAGGUUUCCAAGCAACCUGGAUUUCAAAAUGAAAGCUACACUAUUGGGGGCCUGCAUACUUAUUGACUUCAUUUAUUAUGAUAAGCCAAAAAACCCGGUAAACUUUGUGGUAAAUCUGUUCAACGUAGAUUGUCUCAGGUUACGUAUGUAACCAUAGUUCCCUGAGAAAGGGAAAGAGACGCUGCGUCCGAUAGGUUCGCUUUGGGAACAGCCCGAGCGUGAUUGCAUCUGAUGCACAUCUGUCAACUAGUCCAAUGGCGAGAGUGAACGUCACGGGCGGGUGAUGUCACGACCAGGAAAGGAUAAAUACAGAUCCAGUGAGACCGGCUUUGGCUCAAACUGCUGAAGCAAAUCGAUCACAGGGAUGCAGGGAGUAUGGCAAAGUGACACAGCGUCUCAUUCCCUUUCUCAGGGAACUAUGGUUACAUACGUAACCUGAGAUGUUCCCUUUUGAGGGAACUCGUGCUGUGUCCGAUCGAUAGGAUCGCUUUGGGAAUGAUAUACUAAAACGGCAUAAUCACAAAUACCUGUCUGUGUAAAACUGUGGCACACUUAAGACAGCAAAACCGAUGAUCCUGGAGCCACGUCCAGGUCAAGGUCAUAGUACCUCACAAAUGGGAGAGGCGAGGACCAACAGGCCGCAUCGCAGAUCUCUUUGAGGGAAACCCCCGAAAUUAAGGCCUUGGAGGCCACCAUACUCCUAGUCGAGUGAGCCCUGACAGCUAAUGGACACUGCUGGCCUGAGACCUCGUAGGCGAGUGAAAUAGCCUCAACUAUCCACUUGCUUACAGUGUGUUUGGAUGCAGGACGAUCCCUGUUAUGUGGUCCAAAGCACACAAAUAACUGGUCUGCUUUCCUCCACAGGGCAGCUCUGUGGACAUAUGUGUCAUAUGUGGACACAGAAGAUUCAGUUUCUCCUGGUCUGGGGUUACAAAUGGAGGAGGACAAAAGGCUUGCAGCACUAUAGGCCUAGGAACGUUAGUCAAAACCUUUGGAAUAUAUCCAGGUUUAGGAUAAAGGAAGGCUUUGACCACCCCCAGUGCAAAUUCAAGACAAGUUGGGCACACUGAAAGGGCCUGAAGGUAUCCUACUCUCUUAAGGGAUGAGAUGGCAAGAAGGAAGACAGUCUUAAGUGUCAGGAACUUAUCUGAGACUGACUCAAGUGGCUCAAAUGGAGCUGUAGAUAGGCCAAUAGCCAAAUCCCAAGCAGGGACCCUAGUGCGCAUCACAGGCCUCAGCCUCUGGGUGCCACGGAGGAAACAAAUAACUAAUGGGUUUUUCCCCACAGUAAUACCAUCCACAUGGGCAUGGUAAGCAGAGAUAUUUGAAACAUACACCUUAAGUGUAGAUGGGGUUAACCCAGAAGAGAAGCGACUCUGUAGAAACUCAAGUACUGAACCAAUCGGGCAGUAGACUGGAUCCAACUGUCGUUUGUGACACCAGGAAGUGAAAAGUGAAAAGGAGCUCUGGAGUGAAGAAUGGUCUCUACAACCUCAGUUGAGAGACCAGAUUCUAUGAGUUGGGCCCCCUCAGAGGCCAAACCCACAGGUUCCACAUUUCUGGACGGGGAUGAUGAAUCAUGCCCCCCGCCUGAGACAGGAGGUCCCUCCUGAUCGGAAUCUUCCAAGGUGAGCCAUUGAGAAGAGCUAUCAGGUCCGAAAACCAUAUCCAGCUCGGCCAGUGAGUUGCUACUAGCAGUAGACUUAUCCCUUUCUGGCAAAUUUUCUCCAGAACCCCCAGGAGCAGAACAACUGGGGGAAAUGCAUACAGACGCAGCCUUGGCCACGUCUGUACCAUGGCAUCCAGUCCAAGAGGAGCUGGGUUUGUGAGGGAGAACCAAAUUGGACAGUGCAUCGUAUCCUGAGACGCGAACAGAUCCACUUCCGCUUGGCCAUAAAUCUCCCAUAUGAUCUUCACCACAUCUGGGUAAAGUCUCCAUUCCCUUGGCCUCAGCCCCUGCCUCGACAGGAUCUCUGCUCCUAUAUUCUGUGUCCCUGGAAUAUAGAUUGCUCUCAAGGAGCAAUCUAUAUUCCAGCAAACCUGUCUAUUUAUAUAAGAGACCACUGAUAAGAGACCACUGAUGUGUUGUUUGUCCUGACAAGCACAUGAUGGCCCCUCAGGUCUGGAAGGAAGAACUUCAAUGCAUUGAAGACCGCCAUCAUCACCAGGCAAUUUAUGUGCCACGAGAGCUGAUGACUCUUCCACAGACCCUGAGCUAAGUGGCCUUCCAUUACCGCUCCCCAGCCUGUGAGAGAAGCGCCUGUCGUCAGAGUGACACAACGACACUGAGCUCCUAACACAGGGCCCUGGGACAGGAACCAGUUUUUCUUCCAUAUGAACAAGGCAUGGAGACAGUGCCAUGUGAUCUUGAUCAUACGAAGUGGGUUGUCCCUCGGGGAAAACCCUUUGGUCCUGAGCAACCACCGUAAGUGUCUCAUGUACAGUAGGCCAAAAGGUAUCACAAUGGAUGCUGCUGCCAUCAGACCCAACAGUCUCUGAAACUGUAUUACAGUGUGUGACUGGCCUAGCUUCAAUUCUUGUACGGCUGAUAGAAAAGCAGUGAUGUGAACUGGUGAGAGACAUGCUCGCAUUGUCACUAAAUCCCAAACCACACCAAGAAAAGUGGUCCUCUGUCGUGGAGUAAGCACGCUUUUCUUGGCAUUCAGUCUUAACCCCAAUUUCUGAAUAUGGGUGAGAACGACAUCUCGAUGCUGAACCGCCAUCUCCUCUGACCGUGCUAAUAUUAACCAGUCGUCGAUAUAAUUCAGGAUGCGCAUGCCCUGCAGCCUGAGCGGGGCCAGCGCUGCAUCUACGUAUUUCGUGAAUGUGCAGGGUGAAAGAGCUAGGCCGAACGGAAGAACCCGAAAUUGGUACGCAGUGCCCCCGAAAGCUAACCUCAGGAACUUCCUGUGCUGUGGAAGGAUGGAGACAUGGAAGUAUGCGUCCUUGAGAUCUAUUGUGACAAACCAAUCCUCAGUUUUGAUUUAAGUCACGAUUUGACUUAUCAUCAGCAUCUUGAAUUUUAGCUUUCGUACUGCUCGAUUCAGAUGAUGUAGAUCUAAAAUAUGGCGCAACCCCCCAUUUUUUUCUGGAACCAAGAAAUACCGGCUGUAAAACCCCGACUCCCUGUCGGCAACCGGAACCCUCUCAAUAGCCUCUUUUGCUAAUAAAGGUUUUUAUUUCUUGCUCCAACACCAGAGCCUGCUAUGGAAGUACUGUUGUUUGCAGCACUCCUUUGAAUAGAGGUGGGCUGCACCAAAACUGGAUUUUAUAACUUUUCUCUAUAAUUUGCAGGACCCAACGUGAGAUAUUUUGAAGAGAUUUCCACUCUAUCAGAAAAUCUACCAAGGGAACCAGCCUCUCGAGGCUGGCCUCUGGUUUAUUGUUUACAGCACAUUGUAAAUUUACAGCACAUUGUAAAUGUAAAUUUAUCCUCCUCAGAGGAUGUGAAUGUGACGCAGCGUCAUGUUGUUCUGAGCUCUGCAUCACUAAUUUGCUGGGAACCUCUGUGCCCUGAAGCACCAGAGAUGGCGGGGCUGGCAGAACGGCCUCCUGAGGGCCCACAAGGUGGGACGGGCACCAUAUACUGAGGUGAGUACCACACCACCCCGUGUGGGGCUGCUCUCAGAAGUCUGACACCACUGGCAUCAGGACUUCUUCUGUCUUCGGCUUAGGAGGCUUGGGCUGAGAGUGCCUUCCCGGCCCACCAUGUCUUUGAGGUGAAGCACGAGAGGCAACAUUCUCCUUUUGCUGUGCUCUGUAUGAGGAGCUAUACGGCUGGGGUUACUCACGCCCAGCAACCCCAGAGGAUGGAAGGCGGCAUGGUAAAUACUUUUUGAAUGCCUCCGCCUGCUUCUUAGCCUCCUGGAACCUGUCGACGACUGAUGUGACAGCAUCGCCGAACAGGCCAGAUGGCGCAAGUGGGGCGUCCAGGAAAAAGGCCCUGUCUUUAUCCUUUAACUCCCUCGGGUCGGCGGUCACACCGGCGUGAUCACCGCGUUUUUUUUCUAACCGGUGUGAAAGAGACUCAAAAUACUCUGUCAAUGUUGCACAUACAAUUAAGAGUUAUACACCAUUUUAA
Megalobrama amblycephala (Wuchang bream) is the source of this 4717-nucleotide messenger RNA. Its product is annotated as phospholipid scramblase 2-like. Gene Ontology annotation, molecular function: phospholipid scramblase activity. Lineage: Eukaryota; Metazoa; Chordata; Actinopteri; Cypriniformes; Xenocyprididae. The transcript has 8 exons. The coding region runs from base 50 to 787 and encodes 245 amino acids. Gene Ontology annotation, cellular component: plasma membrane. Gene Ontology annotation, biological process: plasma membrane phospholipid scrambling. The record is from RefSeq and is a predicted model, not a curated record.